This is a messenger RNA of Cynocephalus volans (Philippine flying lemur), 3184 nucleotides long. RefSeq names its product major facilitator superfamily domain containing 14B (gene SLC71A2). Bases 230 to 1732 code for a protein of 500 amino acids. The record is from RefSeq and is a predicted model, not a curated record. The transcript is spliced from 12 exons. Gene Ontology annotation, biological process: transmembrane transport. Gene Ontology annotation, molecular function: transmembrane transporter activity. Lineage: Eukaryota; Metazoa; Chordata; Mammalia; Dermoptera; Cynocephalidae. Gene Ontology annotation, cellular component: membrane.
CAGUGCUGUCGGCUCGGCGGCCAGACCCUGGAGCUGCGGGCCGGUCCGCGCUUUCUCUGGGCUCCAGCCUCGACCGUCCGCUCAGCCCUCGGCGUCGCCGCUGGCGCCGCCGCCCGACCCGCAGGCCGCCGCGGGCUGCGGAGCCCAUGAAGGCGCGGGCCCCGCCGCCGCCUACGCGGCGCCGCCGUCGUUUGAGAGCGCCCCGCGCCGGUGCGGGCAUGGCCGCGGCAUGAGGUCGGAGCCGGCGCCGGAGCCGGAUUCCGAGGCGGGAGCCAUGCUGGAGAAGCGCGCGGGCGUGCAGGCCGCGAGCGGCAGCUGGCUACAAGGCUUUGGCCGACCAAGUGUAUACCAUGCUGCUGUUGUCAUCUUCCUUGAAUUCUUUGCGUGGGGCCUGCUGACAACUCCAAUGUUGACUGUUCUACAUGAAACAUUUCCUCAACACACAUUCCUCAUGAAUGGUCUCAUUCAAGGUGUAAAGGGCCUGCUGUCUUUUCUGAGUGCCCCGCUCGUAGGCGCUCUGUCUGAUGUGUGGGGGAGGAAGUCCUUCCUCCUGGCCACUGUCUUCUUCACCUGCUUCCCAAUCCCGCUGAUGAGGAUCAGCCCGUGGUGGUAUUUUGCGAUGAUUUCUGUGUCUGGAGUCUUCUCGGUCACAUUCUCUGUGAUAUUUGCCUAUGUAGCUGAUGUCACUCAGGAGCAUGAGCGAAGUACUGCUUAUGGAUGGGUCUCAGCCACCUUUGCAGCUAGUCUGGUCAGCAGCCCAGCCAUUGGAGCAUACCUUUCUGCCAGUUAUGGAGACAGCCUUGUUGUGCUGGUGGCCACAGUGGUGGCUCUUCUGGACAUCUGCUUCAUCUUACUGGCUGUUCCAGAAUCUCUGCCUGAGAAAAUGAGACCAGUUUCCUGGGGAGCUCAGAUUUCUUGGAAACAAGCAGACCCUUUUGCGUCAUUGAAGAAAGUUGGAAAAGAUUCUACUGUCUUGCUAAUCUGCAUCACUGUGUUUCUUUCAUACCUUCCUGAAGCUGGACAGUAUUCGAGUUUUUUUCUCUAUCUCAGACAGGUCAUAGGUUUUGGAUCUGUUAAAAUUGCAGCAUUCAUAGCUAUGGUAGGAAUUCUGUCUAUUGUGGCUCAGACAGUCUUUCUUAGCAUCUUGAUGAGAUCAUUAGGGAAUAAGAAUACUGUCCUCCUUGGCUUGGGCUUCCAGAUGCUCCAGCUAGCCUGGUACGGUUUUGGAUCUCAGGCCUGGAUGAUGUGGGCAGCGGGGACUGUGGCUGCCAUGUCCAGCAUCACCUUUCCAGCAGUCAGUGCCCUCGUCUCUCGGAAUGCAGAGUCGGAUCAGCAAGGAGUUGCCCAGGGGAUCAUAACUGGAAUAAGAGGACUAUGCAAUGGCUUGGGGCCAGCACUGUACGGCUUCAUAUUCUAUAUGUUCCACGUGGAACUGACUGAGUUGGGCCCAGAGUUGAACUCUGACAAUGUUGCCCUGCAGGGAGCUGUCGUCCCAGGCCCACCAUUUUUAUUUGGGGCCUGUAUAGUUCUUACAUCUUUUCUGGUUGCCUUAUUCAUCCCUGAAUAUAGUAAAGCCAGUGGAGUUCAAAAACACAGCAACAGCAUCAGCGGCAGCCUGACCAACACUCCAGAACGGGGCAGUGAGGAGGACAUUGAGCCACUGCUGCAAGACAACAGCAUCUGGGAGCUCUCUUCCUUUGAGGAGGCUGGGAAUCAGUGCACUGAGCUGUAAACUCAGCAGAAAGGAGGCUCUGCGGAUACCGUCUCUGAGAGCUGUGGAGAGAGCCACUCCACAUGGAGACUUCUUGGUGCUGGGGAGAGAUGCUAGUGGUGUCCUUCAGGGCCAAGUUUGAUAAUUGACCCCUCCAUCCCUCUGCCCACUUUCCUCUUACUCCUCAUUCUUUCUCUUCCAUUCCUUUUAUUCCAUUCUUUUUCUUUCAGUUGUGUGCAUUAGAACAAGGUAAUGUGCAACUCUCAAGGUUAUCUGGAAUCAAAUAGAAAAAGUAUGAUCUCUGGUAGAAAGGAUGAGUAUAAAAAGUUUUCUUUUUAUAACUCUGGAGUAACAGUGACAGCAGUCUUUCCAUGCCCUUUUUAGCAGAAGGUGCAGGAUUGUAGUGGAACUACCAUCUCUGGCAAGAUUUCGUGUAAAAAAAAAAAGAAAAGAAAAGAAAAAUUCCUUCCUGUUUCUCUAAAUUAUUCUUUCUUAGCCCGUAGGUGUUGAUGAGUGGCCACUCUGAAGAGUCACUCAUUAUCAGGGAUCUGUUGCCUUUGUUCAAAGAUCAAUCAAAAACCUAAUUUUAUUGUCCCUUUAUUUUCUUUAUUUACAAUUCUUGGCUAGAAUGAAAUUCAGCAUAUGCACCUCUGGACAUUAAUAAUGUUGAUCACCGAUUACCUUUACCAGAUGGACGUUUUUCUUAUAAAUUUCAGUCAUGUAGAACUUGCAACUCAACUUUCUGGACCUAGUGUCCUGGUCAGAUCCAAGGUGAUUUUACAGGAGAAAAAAACACAUCAGCCAUUCUGGUGGCAACAGAAAUUGGAGGGUGCUUCUAAAAAAUUUUUUUAACAAUUUGGACAUUCCUAAAUGAGGAUGAGAAUUAGUAACUGGAUACCAGUGGAGUUGAUGUCCAGGUUCAGACUCAUAAUGCUCCUUCCUUCAUCUUCCAUUUCUUGCUUCUCAACCAGUUUUUCUCAUCCAUCACACUCUUGCCUUAACUGCUCUGUUGUAUGCAUUUGUUUUCAAUUAAUCUUUAUUUCAAUCUAUUUAUAUGACUUUUGAAUCUCAUGGGCAUACGCACAUCAAAUUCCUUUCUAAAAUAUGAUGGUAUAGUGAAGCUAAGUUUCACAAUAGUGUCUUGCUAAUUUUUUGAGAUGUUUUAUGGACAAAGAAAAAUUUACAAAUUUAUAUGUAUUUUCUGCACCAGUAAAUGGACCAUUAACUAGGGCCCACCUCUAACAGAGCACUCCUUUGAAAGUUUUAUAGGUAUGAAAUAUAUGUAGAUAUUUGUAAGGGGUUUUUUUUUUUUUUUUAAUGGGGUGCUUGUAAAUCUUGUAUUUAUAAAUGUAAUGAAGGUAUUGACAGAAAAAAUAUAUACAACUUUUAUAAAGGAUUGUGUACUGACUGAAUAUGUUUAAAAGGAAAUAUAUUUUGAAACCUGUUCUGCCAUGAACAGAGGUAACGUAUCUU